GACAUUUUGCUUCUUAUUUCUCGAAAGUAUUUGUGAUGAGCUAUAAAGUUAUUAGAUAUACGGCUUACUGUCUUUAUAAUCAUUUGAUAAACAUUGACAACAGUAAAGGGCAGCUAAGAAACCACCUGACCUAAGUUGAUAAUGUGACAAUAUUACAGAGUAAUGUGAUUUAAUGGGUGAUCGACAGCAAAUUAUACGAAGCGAAGAAAUGGCUACGACUAGUACGGCGGUGACAACGGUUCCCCCGCAAAUACAGGAGGAGGCCGUGGAGCGUGUGGCGGUGAUCACUCUGAAGCCCUCGCGCGCCGCCAACAGCAAGAAGGUGGUGUGGACCGAAGACACCGUCGACAAUGAACACAUGAACAAGAAAAAGUCCAAAUGUUGUUGUAUCUACGAGAAGCCGCGCCGCUGGGACGAGUCCGACUCGGAGAGCGACGACGAGUGUGAGCACUGCUUUGGCCACGUGGAGAGGAGGAGGAAACACCAACACGCUACCACCAGCGACACCACCACAACCACCACCACCACCACCACCACCGCCGCUGAAGAACAGAAUAACUUAGAGAAGACAGCAACCAUAACUCUGAAGCCCUCGCCGUCGCCCGCGCCCGCUCCUCCCGCCCCUCCCGACCACACCCCCGGGGACGGCUAGACAACACUGUUAUUGUAUUGACAACUACUGAUUCAAUUCAAUAUUAAACAACAGAAACCUUCUUAUGUGUUAUCCGACUUUACAUAGCGUGGUAUUAAAUAUGGCAAUAAUUUGUAUUAGUAAAUCAUUGUCUAUGGUUCGACGUCACAUUUAACUAGAUAUGUCUAUGGUCAUUAUAUUAGUUAUCAUAGCCUGGGAUUUAAAAAUAUAUAUAUAGUGCUACAUUUUGCAAAAUGUCAUACAAUGUAUUAUUAAGGUUAAAUUAUUGUAAUAAAUAUGAAGUAAUUAUAGCAUUCCUCUAACACCAAAUGUAAGUCCUUACGUCUUUAGGUCUAAGGCUUAAAAGGUUCAGACUAUUUUGACAGUUGAACUGUCAGUGAGAAAAAAUUAAAAUGUCAAAAAAAGUUCUUGAUUAAAUAUUUUCAUAUAUUCUAAAUAACCGGGGGAUAUGAAUGGACUCUGAUGUGCCUGUAAUGAUUAAGAGUUUUAUUUUGUGUUGUGGAAUUCCAGUAUUCGAAGUCACAUUAUUUACUUGUUCAAUGUACCAACGGCUCGUGUAUGGCUACUGUUAAUGUUAAGUCAAAUAAAUUUUAAACUAAA
Molecule: messenger RNA, 1252 nt
Organism: Danaus plexippus (monarch butterfly)
Lineage: Eukaryota; Metazoa; Arthropoda; Insecta; Lepidoptera; Nymphalidae
Product: E3 ubiquitin-protein ligase PPP1R11-like
Exons: 4
Coding region: 173-652 (159 amino acids)
Cellular component (GO): nucleus
Molecular function (GO): protein serine/threonine phosphatase inhibitor activity; protein phosphatase 1 binding
Source: RefSeq, a predicted model, not a curated record